Megalobrama amblycephala (Wuchang bream) is the source of this 4383-nucleotide messenger RNA. It is a transcript of the gene oprl1, whose product is annotated as opiate receptor-like 1. Bases 274 to 1359 code for a protein of 361 amino acids. Gene Ontology annotation, biological process: neuropeptide signaling pathway; sensory perception of pain. Gene Ontology annotation, cellular component: membrane; neuron projection. Gene Ontology annotation, molecular function: neuropeptide binding; nociceptin receptor activity. The record is from RefSeq and is a predicted model, not a curated record. The transcript has 4 exons. Lineage: Eukaryota; Metazoa; Chordata; Actinopteri; Cypriniformes; Xenocyprididae.
GAGAGAGAGACUGAAAGAUACCUAGUGGAGAUGUGAGUCGCUGCUGAAGAUUCGCAACAACAACCAAGUGCUUUAGCGCACCUCCCCCUCCCACUGCGCUCGCUCAGAAAAAAUAAAAAAAAUGUUUCUCUUUUUCCUGAGAUACAGAGUGAUGUGAAUAUCUUUGGCUUUUGGAAACAGAGCUCUGAGACUGCCUAAAACAGAAAGAAUAGCGGAAACAGGAGUCGGACGCAUAAGCGAUCACACGGGAUUUCUUCAAACAGCGCUGCACUCAUGGACUUCCAAAAUGAUUCCACCGGCUUUGCUGACCCCAGACACUUCCGUCUGUACAACGAAUCCCUGUUCCAGAACAACCUCAGCUCCUUCAACGAGACUGACAGCUUCUUCCCAAGGGGUGUCAAGAUCACUAUAGCAGUGGUCUACAUGAUCGUCUGCGUGGUGGGGCUGGUUGGAAACUGCCUGGUCAUGUAUGUCAUUAUCAGAUAUACCAAGAUGAAGACGGCUACCAACAUCUAUAUCUUUAACCUGGCACUGGCUGAUGCGCUGGUUCUGGCUACACUUCCCUUCCAGGGCACGGAUGUAUUCCUUGGUUUCUGGCCCUUUGGCAAUGCCCUGUGCAAAGCGGUCAUCUCCAUUGACUACUAUAAUAUGUUUACUAGUGUGUUCACCUUGACCGUGAUGAGCAUGGAUCGAUAUGUGGCCGUGUGCCACCCGGUGAAAGCCCUGGACAUGCGGACGCCCCACAAGGCCAAAGUGGUCAAUAUAUGCGUGUGGGUCUUGGCUUCAGCCAUAGGGGUCCCGGCUAUGGUACUUGGAGAUGUGGAAGAUGACAACGGCAUCGAGUGCAUCUUGGUUCUCCCGGAUCCUCGCAGUUACUGGGACCCGGUGUUCGGGACGUGUGUUUUCCUUCUCUCCUUCCUGAUUCCUGUGGCGAUCAUCAGCGUGUGCUACAGCCUCAUGGUGAAGCGCCUCCGCAGCGUUCGCAUCCUAUCGGGAUCCAAGGAGAAAGAUCGCAACCUUCGGCGCAUCACGCGUAUGGUGCUGGUGGUCGUCGCAGCUUUCGUUGUAUGUUGGACGCCCAUCCAGAUCAUGGCCCUGGCGCAGUCACUGGGCUUCAACUUGGGCAGCGUCCAGACGGUGGUGUUUAUGCACUUCUGCAUUGCCCUGGGUUAUGUCAACAGCAGCCUUAACCCCGUCCUCUACGCAUUCCUCGACGAAAACUUCAAGCGCUGCUUCCGCGAGUUCUGCCACCCCUCACCAUUUGGCCUUGACGCGCAGCAGUCGAGCCGCAUGCGCAACAUCGCGCGUGAGGUGGCCUACAACUGCAAGACUGCGGAUGGUAAUAGUAACCCCGCAUGACUAGGCGUGGAGCUGCCCCUGGUCAGCCCUGAGCCGCAACCCAAUCCAGGGACAGGAAACUCAAACUCUGAGCUGACUCAGAUUACAACACUCUAGCACCACAGUCACCUCCGCCAGGUGGGCGGGGGAAAGGGUUGGGCUAGGAGUGAGGGCGGAGUCAAGUUAAACGACACGUCCUUUUAGGGACAAAGGGGCUCACUUUACAGUGUCUUAAUUGGAUUUGGAUGUUAUUGUCUACAGUUCUGUUCUUAUUCAAUAAUUAUUACACUUUGUCGGUCAGUGUUGCAGCCUUGUACAGAUGCUUUUUAUGUCUCUCUUUGCAACAAUCAAUGUUUCUCUUGAAAUUUAAGACUGUAGGAUUUCAUGGCCUUAAACAUACUUCUGAACCUAUGGAUUAAGUGUAUCAGUCAUUUUUGUGGUAUUGCCAAGUGUUGGACUGUACUAUAUACACUAUAGAGUAUAUAUAGUGUAUAAACAGUAUAUUAAAUGGACUGUACUAUAUAUUAUAUAACUAUAUAGUUAUGUUAUGACACGAAUCUGAAAAUACAGAGACUCGUAAAGCCUGAUUGUUAUUUUUUUUUUUUUAAAAAAAAGGUUGAUAUUUUUCUCCGUUUGACUGUACAAUAAGCAAAAAUAUUUUAUAUAUUCAUGUACGUUUGGUAGCACAGAUUCAAGCUUAAAAAAAUACUUGUAAAGAAAUGAAAACGUACUGCAAAACAGUUGCUGUAGUGUUCUAUUAUAUAUGUGCAUAAAAUGAAGUUAAUCACAUUCGAGGCUGUGCAUUGUUGAAGAUGUCCGUCAGCAUUACCUCGAUUAUUUUUUGAAUGUUUUCUGCGCCGCUCUGUAUCUGGCUUUGUUACUACAUACGGAUUCUUCUCGAUGAGACAGACAACAAGAGCCAGCACUGUCAUGGGUUUACAUCACAGACCACUGAAUGUGAAAAAAGAGACUAUAAAUAAGCCAAAUUAAAGAAAUAUAUAUAUAUAUUGAAAAUGUCAGUGAAAUAUAGAGAAAUUGUACACUUAAUGCUUAUUCCUGUGAACUUUUACUUGUUAUUGUGAUUGUUUGUUUACUUGCUGCAUUGACUGGCUGAUUAUCUACUUGCAUAUUUAUUGACUGGUGGGACCAUUUUCAGAUGGACUGAAAUCAAAUACCAGCUAGUGCUAUGGACGUUUACACCGCCUGUAUGGGAAAACUUUUUCUUUUCUGCAUACUUAUUAAAGAGCAGUUAUCAAAAGACACUUCUAUGUCUUGCUAUGAGUGUUAAACACUGUGUUUAUGAUUAAACAUUCUCACAGGAGGUUUUAUAUAUAUAUAUAUAUAUAUAUCUCAAAAUAACAUCCUGUGAUAAUGUUGAUUGAAAGGUGCAGGAACAAAAUAUGUGAACACUUGUGUUUCUUCAUAAAUUUCAAAGUCAGGACAUUUUAUGUCUUUUUUGAACACACUGUGUAAACUUUCACAUGCAUGGUGCAUUUAAUAACAGUUCAGUCAAAAAUGACAAGAGACAAACUUUAGUCAAAUUUUUAUUGGCAUAUUUUCCUAAAGUUACAAUUUGGCGGUAUGGCUCUGUUCUAAAUUCCCCGUCCUUUUCAUGAGCUCCAUGAAAGCCAAGACUGGGAACAGCAGCAGCUUCUGUGGACAACCUCCAAUUUUUUAACUGGGAGAGCAGCACAAAAUCCCUCUAUUGAGAACAGAGCAUGCAUCAAUGACAACAGAAUGACACUGGUUAAGUUAAACAAGUUUAAGGUGGAGCUGGGGAGGAGGUGGGUUGCAAGCAGCGUGCAGUGGAAGCGGCCAAGCAGAGAGACGGACGCUAAUGCGCCUUAUUUUAGAGUUGCCAAUGGAGUCCAUAGAAAUUGGAUCAGCUGAUAUGGGUGGGGUUGGAAUCUGCAAAUCAGCUGACAGCAGAGCUUGACUACGAGGCCUGCCUGAAUUAAUGCUGAAUGCUUGAUUUUGACCCAACUUCCACCAAGUUCCUCCACCUAACAAUUUCCAAUUGUGGAUCUGACCUGCACAAAUUCCUCUUUACAAAACUUUUCAGGUCAACAAUAUUCUUGGGAUGUCUGGUGGCUCUCUUGAGGUCAUGCCAAGCCAUCUCAUAGUGUUGUCACACCGCAACAGCUUGAGAUUGUCGAUUGACGAGACAAGGUGAUCAUUGCAAAUCCAUUUGUUCUUCCUGUCAGAAGUUUCACAAGCUCUUAUAGUAUGUCAGAAAUAGAACAUCAGUUUACUUUUGGGAAUUUGUCAUGUCGCUUCGCACGAUGCCGUAUACAGUGUAGACAGCAUUACUAAUUAUAAUGAAUUCUAUUUGCUUUUGUCGCAGUGAUUGUGUCUGGUGUAGACACGGUGGCAUUCGGAUCGAGAGCUCUGACUGAGCCACACGUUGAAGCAAUUCUGCUGUUGAUUUGCUCUUGAGCUCCUUUGUCUUGUUGGAUCACCCAAGUUAACUUGAGCUUCAAAUAAAGGACAUAUGGGCUUGUAUUCUCCAGCUAUAUGUCCUAAAAAAGAGAUUUAAUUAAAUUUUGUCAAUGAUAACAAGCUGUCAAGUCCCUCAGGCAACAAAGCAGCCCCAAAGCUAGUUAUUCACAUUCACUCCACACCAUGAAAGUUUAAACAGUGGGUUUAAUAAAUAAAUUUAAAUGUAUAAUUGUUUGUGUGUUAUUGGUUUGAGCAGACUGUGUUCAUCUAUUGCUGUAAAAAAUGUAUGAUAAAGGAUUCACAUACUUUGUCUUGCAACUGUAUAUCUCAACUAAGAAAAUGUGUGAAUGAGAUGCAUUCAUAUUGAGUGGCACCUCAGAUGCACAGCACAGCAAGAGUAUCUGCCAUCAUACUUCAUUUCACAGAUUGCUUUGUGAUUGUUAAAGAAAACAAAACCUUAGAUGUGAACAUGUCUUGAAAUUUGCAGGAAUUACAUGGUCUACAAUUUUUUAUAAGUCGUCUGCUUCAGAGAUAAAAUGUGCUAUUUAUUAUGUAUUUUGAUGUGUUGAAUUCAGAUGUGACAAUUAAAACAAAUGAUUGGCUCCA